AUGCUCGAGAAGUCGCUAAAUGUAAAGUCGGAUGUUGUUAUAUACGACCUCGAGGAUAGCGUGCCACCAUCCCCCGCGGAUAAGGACGGUGCGCGUCGUAGAUUGAAGCAGUUUCUCCAGAGAGCAGACCUUCCUGAGCCUUCUAGAGUCGCUGUGCGUAUCAACGACCUGAGCACACCUUUCUUUGCGGAGGACGUCGCUGAAAUAUUGGCGAGCUCUGCGAUCCAAACUCUAGUUCUUCCAAAAAUUCAUUCGGCUCAGGAUCUGCACCAUGUGUCGAGGGCCCUCGUCACGACAAGUCUUGAGCGCAAGUCCCCUCUUAAGAUUAUUCCCAGCAUAGAGAGUGCGAGAGCCCUUUGGAACAUUGGCUCUAUCGCCUCAUGGGAGUCCGAGUACUCGGUCGCUCGGAGCGGCAUUGUUAGUGCAUUGCUGUUUGCUGCCGAAGACUAUUGUGCUGACACCUCGAUCCUCCGUUCCCGGUCUCGGCGUGAGCUCCUUUAUACGCGCUCGCAGAUUGUCAUCGCUGCUCGAGCGUUCGGACUGGAGGCCAUAGAUAUGGUAUGCGUCAAUUAUAAGGACCUAGAUUACUUGAGGGAAGAGUGCGAAGACGGAAGAGCUUUGGGCUUUACAGGAAAGCAAGCUAUCCAUCCAACGCAAGUAGAUGUCAUACAGUCAACAUUCGUCCCAACAUCGCACGAGAUUUUGCGGGCAGCUAAGAUAGUCCACGCGAUGAAAGCAGCGCAUGCCUCGCAGCAGGGUGCUGUGGGCCUGGAAGGAGAGAUGAUCGAUGCACCAAUGAUCAAACAGGCAGAGCAGACGCUCCGAAUAGCCGCAGCCGCAGGCUUGGAGAUACCUACUGUUACCACGGAUUAA
Pleurotus ostreatus (oyster mushroom) is the source of this 873-nucleotide messenger RNA. RefSeq lists its product as uncharacterized. The transcript is spliced from 9 exons. The record is from RefSeq and is a predicted model, not a curated record. The coding region runs from base 1 to 873 and encodes 290 amino acids. NCBI's taxonomy places the organism in Eukaryota, Fungi, Basidiomycota, Agaricomycetes, Agaricales, Pleurotaceae. Gene Ontology annotation, biological process: oxaloacetate metabolic process. Gene Ontology annotation, molecular function: catalytic activity; magnesium ion binding.